AUAGCUUUCGCGGAGUAGCUGAUUGGUAACGCUCCUCAAGGUGCUCUUGGGUCACUUCAUCCUCGGUGCUUCGGCCAGCCCCGCUUCUCCUCUGCUCCCUUUACACACUGUUUUUUCUCUCCCUCCCCUCUUUGCCGGACUCGUCAUUUCCCGGAGUUUAAACGACCGCAUCGUGCGCUUAAAUCAUGGAUAAGUUGGAGCUGAUUCAGAAAGCCAAGCUGGCGGAGCAGGCGGAGCGCUACGAUGACAUGGCCGCGUGUAUGAAGCAGGUGACGGAGCAGGGAGAAGAGCUCUCCAACGAGGAGAGGAACCUGCUCUCCGUCGCCUACAAGAACGUGGUCGGGGCCCGGAGGUCGGCCUGGAGGGUCAUCUCUAGCAUUGAACAGAAAACCGAGGGCAACGACAAGAAGCUUCAGAUGGUGAAGGAGUACAGGGAGAAGGUGGAGGGCGAACUACGCGACAUUUGCAACGAGGUGUUGACAUUGCUGGGCAAAUAUUUGAUCAAGAACUCGACAAACUCUGAGAGCAAAGUCUUUUAUUUAAAGAUGAAGGGUGACUACUACAGAUAUCUCGCAGAGGUUGCCGCAGCAGAUGACAAGAUGGACACGAUUACCAACUCUCAGGGUGCCUACCAGGAUGCUUUUGAGAUCAGUAAGAAAGAUAUGCAGCCCACACACCCUAUUCGUCUGGGACUGGCUCUCAACUUCUCUGUCUUCUACUAUGAGAUCCUUAACUCUCCGGAACAGGCUUGUUCUCUGGCAAAACAGGCGUUUGAUGAAGCUAUUGCAGAGCUGGAUACACUGAAUGAAGACUCAUACAAAGACAGUACACUUAUCAUGCAACUGCUUCGGGACAACCUCACAUUAUGGACCUCUGACAACGCUGCAGAUGAGGGUGAAGGAGGAGACGGAGGAGAGAACUAAACACCCACAGAUUAAAAAAAAAAAAACAGAAAAAGAAAAAACAACUUUUUACACUUCUUCAUUCCUUUAUCAUUUCACUCAUGAUUACUCCAGCCAUAUAAGCCCAUGAUCAUUACCAAUGAGCCGUGAGUGUGGGAAUCCAAAUCAGUCCAUUUUCUUUCUCCGUUCUCCACCUCCUGGCUUGUGGUUGUAAUGAAAGUAGAAAAUAUUAAGUUAAAGUAACAUCUCCAUUCCUCAGUUUUGUGUUUUUUGUCCUUCUUUAUGUGCAGUGUCUGCUGUAGAAGAGUAUUAGCCUCACAUAAAAUCAAUUGUCUUUAAUUGUGACACGAAGCGACUAGUGUGUAUAUUCUGGUGAAAUGAAGCAUUGGUAGUGUUGGUCACAAAAUGCAAAGCGAUUUUUGCCUCAAGCAUGGCUAGUUCUUGUCCUGCUAUAUCAUGUUUCAUUAUACUUCUCACUAGGAAGAUCAACAUGCACUUGAAUGAGAUAAACGUCUUGUUGACUUUCUUAGUGGUGGCUUACAAUGGGCCUGUGCUUUAGUAUUGAUAGCAGGAAGGCUGUUUUCUGAUGUACCAAGUCAGCUAGCCAAGUAUGCACUUUUCAUCGGCCAUCUGAAUUGCGUCUCCCUUCAUCUCGAAGGUCACUAAACACUCCUGCCUGGUUAUGGUUUUCACUUUAAUGUGAUUUGGCUUGUGAUGAGUGAAAAAGAAAAAUAUAUAUAAAUAGAUUAAACAAAAAAAAAAAAGUCAUGCAUGCCCAUUUUUCAAUAUACACUGGAAUGGGAACAAAUACUGCAUACAUGUUCCACAGUUUGGUUAUGUACUUUUUUCAUUGCAGGUUUAUGCACAUGUUGAGAAAAUGUUUGAUUUGUCAAGUGAUGUCGAUAGUUAUUUGGACCACUGUUGUGUUUUUGCUAAUCAUUGACUGUAGUCCUCCCCUCCCCCCCUAAAAAAGCCUUGUGAAAAUGUACAAGCCCUGCAUAACAGCAAUGUAACCUGAAUUAAAAUGACCAUUUUAUAAACCA
Molecule: messenger RNA, 1945 nt
Organism: Danio rerio (zebrafish)
Lineage: Eukaryota; Metazoa; Chordata; Actinopteri; Cypriniformes; Danionidae
Gene: ywhaqa
Product: tyrosine 3-monooxygenase/tryptophan 5-monooxygenase activation protein, theta polypeptide a
Source: RefSeq, marked provisional